This is a messenger RNA of Caretta caretta (loggerhead turtle), 6902 nucleotides long. RefSeq names its product alpha kinase 1 (gene ALPK1). The record is from RefSeq and is a predicted model, not a curated record. Gene Ontology annotation, molecular function: protein serine/threonine kinase activity; ATP binding; monosaccharide binding. NCBI's taxonomy places the organism in Eukaryota, Metazoa, Chordata, Testudines, Cheloniidae. Gene Ontology annotation, cellular component: cilium. Gene Ontology annotation, biological process: cytoplasmic pattern recognition receptor signaling pathway; protein phosphorylation; innate immune response.
GGCGGCUUCAGCAGUCCCAGGAGGGCUUCGCGUAGGACGGCCACCAAAACAAACCCGCUGGACCGGCGGCUUCUCUUCGGCGAGCGUCAUAUGGUAUGCUGUUCUAGCUCAGGGGUUCUGAAACCUUUUCACCGUGCAGUCCACACCUUACUAAAGAGAUCAUCUCCUGCUGGUCCCCCCCAGCCUCCUACUCUCACUCCUAUUGUGUGGCAACUACAGCAUUUGUGUAAGUACUACUGGUAAUUGAUCACUGCUCACCCAGGGACGCCCGAUUCGCAGCAGAGUGGGAGCAGGCAUCAUGAAUAAUCAAAAAGUAGUGGCUACGCUGCUUCAGGAGUGCAAGCAAGCGCUGGAUGUGCUCUCACCCAAGCUGUCUGAUGCAUCGGAGGAAGACAAGAGAGAAUUCCAGCAGUGCAAAGCUUCGCUCCCUGAUGAUCUAAGGACACUUAUUGAAGAGGCAAAGGAAAUGAAGUGGCCCUUCGUGCCAGAGAAGUGGCAAUACAAACAAGCCAUAGGCCCAGAAGACAAAACAAACCUGCAAGAUAUGAUCAGUGCAAGGCUGCAUGAAUUACUGGUUUAUUUGAAAGCCUCCAUCAUGGUCAAGGACUGUGCAACAGCAGCUGCUAUCGUGUUCCUGAUUGACCGAUUCCUAUAUUGGGUGGAUGCCUCCAGCAAACUUCUUCGGAUUGCCAAAGGCCUGCACAAGUUGCAGCCAGCCACACCAAUAGCCCCUCAGGUGGUUAUUCGCCUAGCUCGCAUCUCUGUAAAUUCAGGAAAACUUUUAAAAGCUGAGUAUAUUCUAAGCAGCCUUAUAAAUGACAAUGGAGCAACAGGCGUGUGGCUGUAUGACAAGGAAAGUGAUAGGAUUCUUGUUCAGUCAGUCUGUAUACAGAUCAGAGGACAGAUUCUGCAAAAGCUUGGAAUGUGGUAUGAGGCAGCGGAGCUGAUUUGGGCUUCAAUUGUAGGCUAUUUCAAACUGCCUCAGCCAGAUAAAAAGGGAAUUGCUACAUCACUGGGUAUUUUGGCUGACAUCUUUGUUUCCAUGAGUGAGAAAGAUUAUAAUAGUUUUAAAAACAACUCUCAAGUUGACCUGCGCCUUCUCCAAGAGUUUGACCAUCGCUUCCUGUCAGCUGCUGAAGCCUGCAAGCUGGCAGCUGCCUUCAGCCAGUACACCCCGCUUUUUGUGCUCACAGCAGUGAACAUCCGUGGCACAUGCUUAUUGUCCUAUAGUUACUCCACACAAUGUCCUCCAGAGAAGAGAAAGUUCUAUUUGUCUGAAGCUAAGAAAUCCUUUGAAAUUGGUCUCCUCACCAAGAAAGAAAAUGACCCUGUCACUAGCAGGCAGGAGCUUCAUAGUUUCAUUAAAGCAGCUUUUUGCCUUACAACAGUUAAUCGGCAGCUCUACGGGCAAAGCGAGAGACUCUGUGUGGUGAGACAGCUAUGUAGCGAAGCCAUGGAGAAACUGUACGCUUACAGCACUUCACCUUUUACAGAAGAUCAAGACAAAGAAACACUUGCCAAAGAGAUCAUGUCUUUGAUCAUGUCUGUCAAGGAGCAUUUACAAGUACAAAGCUUCCCUAAUUCAGAUGCCAGAUCUUAUGUUCCUGAUAGCUACAAAGGUGUAGUAGAAAAGCCUAUCUUGCGUGGUGAAGUGAAUUUUGAGAAAAUCCUUGAAAUGCAUUCCCAGCAUCAUAGGUCAGUAAGUGAAGUGUUUGAAAGUACUUGCAGGAGCCAGGAAACCAGGCACAGAGAAGCCAAAAUGGGAGCUUGCAUCACUGUCUUAAAAACUGACACUAAAAAUGUAGACACUAUAUGUAACACUGAAGAAAAAUUAUGCGGUGGCAAGGACAUUGCCAAAAUCUCUGCUUCACAAAACACAAGAAGAAGCCAUGAGAGACUCCAUGGGCAAACAAGAAGGAGAUGGAUUAGUUCUAAUGCAAUGAACGUCUCCCUUGUAGAAGAAAUGGAGAGCAAGCCAUUAGACAAAGUUACCAGUGAUGAAAAUGGCAUUUUCAGCAGUUUGCAAAGCAGGAGUCAAACCACUAGGUCUUUGAAGUCUUGGAGCAAGUUGUCAAAAUCAAGUUCCUCUGCUAGCUGGGAGGAGCUAGAUUGCAACGCCAGCAAUACGCUUCCCAGAGAUUGGCAACAAAGGGGAAAGGGCUCAGUGGAUGAGCAGUGUUGCACAGUCUCAACUGAAUCUACUGAGGGAAAUGUUCAAGGCGGGAGCCUGCACUCGUCCUUCCAAACUCAUCAUCUCUCUCUUCAGGAGUCACCAGGUGGCUGUUCAGAUCCUUCUCAGCAUUCAUUAAAGAAUAAUAUGCUCUUUGCUAAUAGACUAGCAGAUGUGUCCUCAGCUUCCAGAGAAGGGCUCUUGCAGGGGACAGAACCUGAAAGGGAUGCCUCAAAACAGAACGCAGGGGAUGCCAAUAGUAUAGACUUCAGGAACAAUGCUAUUUCUUUCGUGGACUUAAAGGGUUCCCAUUUUUCUGGUCCCAACAGACCUGAGAGGGAGAUGAUUUCCUCUUCCUUGGUAGAAUUAGAAUCCUUUGAAAUGAUUGAGUCCAGAACCGAGGAUAGCAAUAGAGACUUCAGUGUUAUUCACAGCCCUACUCAGCGCAGCAGAGUGGAAGGAAAUGUAAUAGAUGAUGAAGCGUAUAAAAGAAUCACAGAGCCAUUAUCUAGAAAUAGUUAUGUGUGGAUUGACCCGGAAGGAGAUACUGUAGACAGUACAGAUGAUCUGUCAGUUGAGCCUCAUAUACCUAUAGGUAAGGUAGGUACUACUACAUCUAUAAGCAACAAGUCAAAAAUAGCAAGUGAUUCCUUUGUACGUGAUUGGAUUAAUAAAUCUUCUGCUGGAAAUGGGUCUUUUGAAAUGCCUGAAGUUGACACCCAGGCAGAUACAGAAGAUGAAUGGGAGUUUGCUUUCAGCAAUAGAGGGAGCUCAGUAAACAACACUCCUGCCAUGAAUGCUCCAAGGCCUCAACUUAACCACAGGGUUGGGAUCAGAAUUUCACCAUCAGGGAGGAAGAAGCCAGAAGCUGACAAUUUUCAUGACUGUGCUACCACAGAGGAAGAUGAAGCGGAAAAGUACAGGAAUGUUCUGAACAGCAGCCACAGCUCAAGCUCCUCUCUGAAAUCAUGGUACAAAUCAGCGCAGUUUUCCAGCAGUUUCUCUGAACUAGAGAGUCCAUCUUUUCUGAACUCCAGUGGGAGCUCUUUUGUCUUUGUGCCUGGGAGAACCAAAGAACAAAUCCUAAAAGCUCGCUUUCUAGAGGAUGAUGACUAUGAGAAGCUCUUGUCAGGUGUAGAGCAUCACUGGCUAGUGCAGAGACUGGAGUCUACUGGAAUAUUGAAGGCUAGGCAGCUCCAUAAAGCAUACUCUGCUCUUCUUCUGAAAUACUCCAAGAAAUCUGGGCUGUGGACAGGCCAGGAAACAGCUGUGUAUAUUGGAGACUACCUGAGCGUGGCGAAGGAAGGCAAACAAAGGACUGCAUUUUGGAUACACUUUCUGCAUCAAGAAGAAACUUUGGGAAGGUAUGUUGGGAAAGAGUAUAAAGAAGAAAAGGGGCUUCUUAAUCAUUUCAUUGAUGUAGAGCGACAAAUGACUGCCCAGUACUACGUGACAGAAUUCAACAAAAGGCUGUAUGAGCAAAAGAUCCCAACACAGAUCUUUUACAUCCCCUCUGCAGUACUCCUGAUAUUAGAAGGCAAAUCUAUAAAAAGAUGUGUGAGUGUGGAGCCCUAUAUUCUGGGAGAAUUUGUGAAACUAUCUAAUAACACAAAAGUAGUAAAAACAGAGUACAAAGCCACAGAGUAUGGCUUGGCCUUUGGCCAUUUCUCCCAUGAGUUUUCCCAUGGCACAGAUGUGGUUGUCGAUUUGCAAGGUUGGGUGACUGGUAAUGGAAAAGGCCUCAUCUACCUCACAGACCCCCAGAUUCAUUCUCUUAAUGGGAAAGAUGUUUCACACUCCACCAACUUUGGAGAGAAAGGAAUUUAUUAUUUCUUCAAUAAUCAACACGUGGAGUGCAAUGAAAUCUGCCAUCAUCUUUCUUUAACGAGGCCUUCGGUAGCAGAACCUAACUAGCUUUGUGCAAAGACAGCCUGACAGGUGCUGACACGGGACCUGAUCCCUCACACAUUUAUAUACAUUAAUAACUCUGCUUGUUAGAGCAGAGCCAUAGAAGUAAAAUUACUUCUAUUCCUAAGUGUUGGAAGGAUCUGGGUCAUUGUUCCAGGUUGGUAACACCACGUUACUGAAUACAGCUUGUUGUGGAAAUUAACAAAACCACAUAAAAGUAUAUUCAAGGAACAUCAAGGGUAUAACAAACCCACAAGAGCCAGCAAUAUUGUGAGCUCACACUAGAACUUUGUCCUUAUAAUGAUCAGUCUCAUCUAGAAAUCACAGCACCAGAAGGAGAUACGAUGGUACAACCUUUACUCAGGGCUUGACUUCAGUGUGGGUUUUGGCUGAGAAAGGACAGUGGGAUUUGUAACCCCUGCUGCUAUUAGGAGAUACUAUCCUAAGGAAGAGGGUGUAGUCAGGAUCUGGUAUAGUUAUUUCAGGUAUUUGGGUUUACUUGUAUUUAUGAUUUUCAGAGACUUUUUUCAGUGUUGACAUGCUGUGUUACUAAAACAAAAAGUGAUAAAAACUUAGCUUCUUUUUUUCAGACCUGAGUGUGUAAUUUCUUGCUUACAUUGUAAAAUGGCAGUUUUAACUGUGCUAGCCACAGAGCAAACCUUGCAGCCCUUAUACAGGCAAAACUGCUGUUGAAGCCAAAGGAAGCCGUGCCUGAGGACAGAUGGAUGGACUUGCUCACAGCUGUGUUUAAUGUGCCCACAGGACACUUUCCUAUCAGCCUGGCAGUUCUCUCUUAAAAACAAAACAAAACUCCCACUGAUGUCUCUAAUGGAACUCUGGCUGCCACAAAUCUAAAGGCCAGUCUUGCAACCCGUAUUCAUACAAGUAGUCCCGCUGAAGUGAAGGGAGCUAUUUGCCUUUAACAAGUAUACUCAAGUACAGUUAUAAACUAAGGGACUGUCUAUGCAGAGAAUUAGUGUGUAGUAAGCUGGAAUGUACAUCUGCGAUGCACCAGCCGACCGUGCACUAACUGAUUGCGUAGAUCCUGCAGUCGUUGCUGUGAAACUUGUACUGAACUUGUAGCAUGUGGUAGUAGGAUCCACGCAGUCAGUUAGUGAAAGGUAGGCUAGUUGAACUGUAGAUUUACUCCUCAGGUUGCUGCAUACUAACUCUCCAUAGAGACAAGCCAUAAGUAAUGGCAAGUUGGUCUGUAAGAACAUUGUUUUUGCUUUUUUUGGCUGUCGACUGGAUGUGGGUAGGUUUAGGGCAUUCCCUGCUGCCCUACACAUGUGGAGGAACAUUCUGAUCUGACUUACACUAGCUUUAUGUGGUGUAACUGCUCCCGAGAGGCGGUGGUGGAGGAAGGUGGAACCUUGGCUGAGCUGGCACAGGGGGAUGUGAUUUGCUGCUGGUACCAAGGAGGACCCAGGAGAAAUUGUUUGUUUCUCUGAGGGGUGUCUCUGGCUAGGUCUACACUAUGAGCUAGGGAUGUGAUUCCAUGUCCACGCGGAUGUACUCAUGCUAGCUCUCAUCUGAGCUGCCGUGUUAAUCAGAGGGAGUUGGCCGCAAAAGCACAGACAGCAGCAGCACACGCGAGCAGCCCCAAAUACGUACCCACAGGGUUCAGGUGGUUUGUACUUAGGGCAGCUAGCACCGCGGUGCUGCCUAUGCUCUUCAUAGAAUCACAGAGCCAUAGGGAUAGACAGGACCGCAAGGGCCAACUAGUCUAACCCCCUGCCAGGAUGCAGGACUUGGGUCUAAAUCAUCCAAGACUCAUGGCUAUCCAGCCUCUUCUUGAAAACCUCCAGGGAAGGAGCUUCCACAACUUCCCGAAGCAGUUUGUUCCAUUGUCCUAUUGUUGUUGCAGUUAGGAAGUUUUUCCUGAGAUCUUAUCUAAAUCUGCUAUGUUGUAGUUUGAACCCAUUGUCUCUUGCCCUGCCCUUUCUGGCUAGAGAGAACAAUUUUUCUCCAUCUUUUUAUGGCAGCCUUUCAAGUAUUUGAAGACUGCUAUCAUGUCCCCCACCCCUUAAUCUCCACUUUUCCAAACUAAACUUACCCAGUUCCUUCAGCCUUUGCUCAUAUGGCUGGCAUUCCAUCCCUUUGAUCAUCUUCGUUGCUCACCUAUGGAUCCUUCCCAGUUUCUCUACAUCCUUUCUAUACAGUGGUGACCAAAAUUGGACACAGGACUCUAGAUGAGGCCUAACCAGCACUGAGUAGAGCAGUACUAUCACCUCAUACAAUGCCUCUGUUAAUGCAGCCCAAAAUUGCAUUUGCUUUUUUGGCAACAGCAUUUCAUUGUUGACUCAUGUUGAGGUUGUGAUCCAUCACGACUUCCAGAUCCUUCUCAGCAGUGCCGCUGUCAAGCUAGUUAUCCCCCAUUCUGUAUUUGUGCAUUUGUUUUUUCUUCCCUAAGUGUAGCACCUUACCUUUUGUCUUUGUUGAAUUUUGUUGAAAUGUUGAAUUUAUCUUUGUUGGAAGCGUUGUGGCUACACUACUGUUCUUAGUGUCCUAACUCAGAUGAGAGCUAGCACUCCUAUGGAUAUGUGAGCUGGGAAUCACGCCCCCUAGCGCAUAGCGUCAACAUAGCCACAGAAUAACAAUGUCUCCUGGGGACUGCAGCUUACACAAUUUUCAGGGCAGUGCCUAAAGUCACAUUCUAUACCCAUGUGCUCAUCUAGCAUGAACUUAUUCUCUGACACUUUGCACUCUUUUGUCACUGAUGGUGUAAGAGCCUGUCAUCUGUAGCUCAUGUCAUCUGGAAGUGCCUUCCUGUACAUCACAAGCCCACGAAAGCGUAUGCUCAAAUAAAUUUGUUAGUCUCUAA